UUCUCGCCUCCUCCUUACCACCCACCAACCAUCCCCUCAACCCUUUAGACCACAAUAUGACCCAAGCAGCUUGGCGCCAAUUCUUCUCGUACAACCGCUACACGGCCAUCUGCGGUCGUGCGACGCGCUCGGCCCUCAAGGAGUCGGAGAGGGUCAAGGCUGAGCGUCGUGGUGAGACGAGCCUGCGAUACCAGGAGUGGAAGGAUGGCAAAGCUGGGGAGCAGACUAGCAUCAAGGCUCAGCCUAAGCAGCAGUAGACGAUGGGCGGAGGAUAGCGUGGGAGCAGACGAUGUAGAGGGGCAGUAGAGGGUGGGAAGACACAACAAUUGAUACAGAUUUCAAUUAUCCAGCAACGACAAAAGAAUCGCGGCCUCACCGGCCAUGGUCAUCGCUCCACACGUUUGCCUCGCCUUGCCCUUGCCCAUCUGGUGGUAUCGAGGUCGACUGCGUCUUCUUCCCCGCCCUCUCCUCAACAUCAUCAUCAUCGUCAUCGAUGCUGAACAACAUUGUUGAGCCAUUCGAUCUUCCCCCUUGCUGCGUCGAGUAGAUGUCGUCGUCAUGCGCACUCCAAGGAUCAUGUCGUCCUCUCCCUCCU
Molecule: messenger RNA, 595 nt
Organism: Jaminaea rosea
Lineage: Eukaryota; Fungi; Basidiomycota; Exobasidiomycetes; Microstromatales
Exons: 3
Coding region: 57-257 (66 amino acids)
Biological process (GO): proton motive force-driven mitochondrial ATP synthesis
Cellular component (GO): mitochondrial inner membrane
Molecular function (GO): proton-transporting ATP synthase activity, rotational mechanism
Source: RefSeq, a predicted model, not a curated record